AGUAUAUAGAAAGGCAAAGUUUCAUAAUUUAGUAUUAAAGGAACUGGUUCAUGGGGUUUUUUUGUUAGGGUUUUUUUUUUUUUUUUUUUGAAAAAAUAUUUUUCAUUUUUUAUGUUAAACAUUAAAAAUAUAACUCGUUUAAUGUUGACAGCCAAAAUUUUGAUGCCUUAACUCUGUUAUGUAAACAAAGAUUAGAGUCUUUUAAUGUAAACAAACAAACCAGUGAAAUGUUAAUUUUGUAUUUUAAAGCAUCUUAAUUUUGCACAGUCUCAAAUUUAACUUUAGAUGACACAUUUUACCUAAAGAAUACUGUAAUCUUUGUUUACAAAUCAAUAAACUCUCUAAAAUGAGCUUCUGUAAUAAGGUAUAACUUUAAUUUUUUGGGAAACCUUUUAAACACAUUGGACAGUAUAUUUUGAUCAUUAAAAGUGAUAAACAAAGUUUGAGGGGAAAUUGUGGAUCAGUCCCUUUAACUGUGCAUUCAGAUAUGAUUUAAAUCAAAUUAUGAUUGAGAAAUAUAAAUGUGAAGAUAAGGGCAGAUCUCCAGAUGUGAUUAAGAAAAAUCAGAUCAAUGUAUGGCAAGUGUUUUUGGACAAAUUCUGAUAUGUUCUCAAGGUCAUUCUUAUUUCCUAAAAUUGCAUCUUACAUUUAUUCAUAAACAAGGACACUUUUAUGGACAAAUAAAUAGAUAUUUGAGAUGUAUACUACAAUCAAUGUAUCACUAUUUUUUAGUUGUUCUCAGUUUAUAAUGUUUAGUACUCAUCUUAAGUGAGAUUCAAAAUGGAAAUGAUAGACAUUAGUGAUUUUAAUCAAAAGUAAAGAUUUGAAAUACUAGUAUAGAAAACUGUAACCUCCAUGCAUUGGUGAUAUUUAAAAAUGCAUGAAUGAAAUAUCUAUUAAAAUAUUUCAGGAAAGAUUUAAUAUAAUUAUAAUUUUUUUGAAAAAUGUUCACUUUUGGAAUGUUUAAACAUUUUUCUAAUUUUAAAAUAAAAGUUAUACAUGGUAGACAGGAUUAAGUUAUAAUUGAAUUUAUUUAUUUUUUAAAACCUAGUUGUGAAACAUUUCUUGAAAUAAUUUGACCUUGGUGAGGAAUCCUAAUCAAGCUGUAUAGUAUCCAACAUUUGAUUUGUAAAUAAUUACAUGUAUGGAAUAUGAUUUCUAAAACCUAGAUAAUAAUACAAAUUAUUUUGUCAGUUAUAAUUGCUGUAAUGAUUGUUAAAUGGUCUACUUGUGCACUGACACCUACUUAUUGUAAGUGAAGGUGAGAAAGAGGAGACCUAGGUACCUGUAAUUAGUACUGGAAAUGUAAUUAGAUGCAGCACCUGCAACUACCAAUGAGAGUAGCCUGUGAUUUGGAGGGUGUCAGGAGUAGGAGGUAGAACUCGUUUAAUUGGUUUGUGUGCUCAGGCCAGGUAUAUAUAGGUAUCCCUCUGGCUAGCCCUUUCACUCUGGCUUAGAGCUGUUCAGACCUUGUGGAAACGAUUUAUUGAAAGUGAAGAACAAACUCUCUGAAAUCUUCAGACAAUAUUUGGACUUUUUCCAUUGGCUGGAAAUUGGUAAUUGUUAACUUGCUACAUUUAUCUGUUAAAGCCAAGAUGAAUGGGGCUAUGAUGUACGAUAGGGAUUACAUCGACCAUCACAAUGUUGACGGUCAGAAUCCUCAGAGUCACCCGUAUCCCCCCGCUACUGAGCAAUCGGUGAUGCAACCCCAGACCGAUUAUCCUGCGCCUUAUUUCCCACCGCCUUACACCGUGUCAUCGCAGCCUAACAUGGACUACCAGUACAAUAAUGCUUACGCCACCUUGUCAGACUACCAGCAGCAGCAGGAACAACCCAAUCAGCAGGAGUACCAAGCCAUGCAUAACAUGGACACUGUCCACGAGUACAAGAUGCAGGGAGCGGGUCCGAGCAUCCACAGACAAGAACCCAUGCAGGGAGCGGGUCCGAGCAUUCACAGACAAGAACCCAUGCAGGGAGCGGGUCCUAGCAUCCAUAGACAAGAAUCCAUGCAGGGAGCGGGUCCAAGCAUCCACAGACCAGAACCCAUGAUGCCGGGAGGCAUGCCUGCUAGUUUCGCAGACCAAGGUAUGAUGAGCAAUGGGAUCCAACAGGCAAUGCCACCCAUGAAUGGAAACUACCCACCGAUGGAGAAUUACAUGUCUAGGGAAAUGAUGGGCAACUUUAAUCCAGAGUCGCAGAAAACCGCCGUUGUAGUCCAUGAGAAAGCUAGUCGCAAUGAUGUGGAUAUAUCUGCUGCAGCUGCUCCUGCUGAUGUUUUCUGCAUGGUGGAUGGAAGGCUCUCCCUCCUCAGCAGUACCACCAAGUACAAAGUCACUAUUGCAGAGAUACAGAGAAGAUUAGCUCCCCCAGAGUGCCUGAAUGCUUCCCUGCUUGGUGGAGUUCUCAGAAGGGCAAAGUCCAAGAAUGGAGGGAAAAGUCUGAGAGAAAAGCUUGACAAGAUUGGCCUGAGUCUCCCAGCAGGCAGAAGAAAGGCUGUCCAGACCACACUCAUGACAUCACUGGUGGAAGGCGAAGCUGUACGUCUAGCGAGGGAUUAUGGGUACUUGUGCGAGUCGGAGUUCCCCGCCAAGAAAUGUGCCGAAUACAACUGUAAGAAGUACCAGACGCUGGAUCCCCAGGAAAUCAUGGCACGCAAAAAUAUGGUGCUGGCCACGAAACAGAUUCUGAAAGAGUUCAUGGAUAUCCUCAAUCAAGACCGAUCUCCAAUUGGAAACUCGCGUCCCCAGCCUGUCCUGGAACCAGAGAUACAGAGUUAUCUGACCAACUUCAGCCUCAUCUCCCAUGGUUUUGGAUCGCCUGCCAUCAUUGCUUCCCUUGCUGCGGUGCAGACGUACCUGACUGAAGUCCUCAAAGUCAUGGACAAGGGCUUCCUCGCCGAUGGAUCCAUGCCACCCUCCAAGAAGAGAAAGUUGUAAAGAUGUGGCAGUUUGCUUUGUAAAUAGAGUGCUUAGGAAUGACAUAUAGACUUCAGUGUGCAUGAAUAUAUAUAUAUCUUAUAGACUUCUUCUUUUUUUAAAAGUGUUUAAUUAUUUUCAGUGAUCUGUAAUUCCCGAGUCUUUUGUCAUUUUGUGAUGUUCGAUAACUUACAACUAUUUAAUGUGAUUAAUUCUACUGCUUUGUCAAUCUAAUAAUGUUUUGUGUUCAACAUGUUGUACUAACUGCAAAUUUUGAAUAAAUGGAUACUAAUAUUUCAUAUCUGUUUUACUGUCAUUUUUGCUCCUAUAUAUUUAUAGUGGAGAGAAAAGGUCCCUCAUGUAAAUGUACAACUGUGACAAGGGAUCAAAAUACUUUAUACAUGUACAAUGUAUAAUGAUCUGGGUAGUUUUGAUCAAACUUCUUAUCAAAACGUGCUAUGAACAUGUGUUAUGGAGAAAACUGUUUAAUGGUAUUUUUGAGCUAUACAGGCAACAAAUAUUGCUUUAGGAAAAUUAUUUUGCUGUGUUUGUAUAAUGUGUGGACUAGGAUUAUUACAGAAAGAAGAGGUUUCAAUACUGAAUUUUGGCCCAUGUUAAAUUAGAAACUUGUGUAAUUGAUAAAAUUCAGUCAAGUCCCCUUUAUAAAUUUUUUUUGCAUAACCAACACAUGAUAGUCAUGUGAUUAAGGGGUAUCUGAAGGGCCUAUCUAAAACCUCUUCAAAGGACUAUGGCGAUUAACUGCAUAUUAUUAAUCAUUGUAUAAAUGUUGCUGAUAUAAAUUUACAGUAAAAUUUAAAAAGACUUGGGGAAAAAAAGAAGCGCUAAGUUUUUAUAUUUCAAAGGAUUCUUGUAAAGAAUUCAUGAAUAGCAUUUAUGCUGUCUUGUAAAAUCUAGAGAUAUAUGUAUAAUAAACUCCUGCAGUAUACAUAUACAUGAAUAUUAUAUUUAUGAUUGUAGUGUAUCAUUAAAAAAUUUAUGAUUGACAUUUUUUCAAGCCAUUGCAUCCUGUUCCACUUAGAAAAAAAGUGACCAAUAGAUCUGAUGGUUAAUGACAAAGUGCCCUGUUAUUUGCCAAACCGUUAAAGGUUCAUUAAAAGAAAUGGUUUUAAAAAAAAUUCAGAUAAAUUAUAGUCGAACGUAAAUUAUUCUUUAAUGUAGUUAAAAUACAUGUUUAAAAAUUGUUUUAUCUGUAAUUUCUACUCCUAUCUUGUCCUGUCCACUCACCCAUUGUUACCUUACAAAAUUAGAUAUAUUGUGUGUGUACAUGUACUACAUGUAGAUGUAUUCCGAUGAGUUGUAUAACACAAGGACAAUAAAGAAUCGAAUUUCGGAGAGAAAUACAGGUGUCCUUUGACAGGUUGGAUCAGGGAGCUGCCAGUCUAGAAUUAAAAUUGAUUUAGGUACUUACUGCAUCUUCUAAAAAUUUUGGUGAAGUGCAAAAAACAAAUAGUAUAGGAAAAAACCAACUGAUGACUAUGCUUUCAUUCGUUUUGGUAGCAGAAACAAGACAUUAUUGACCUUUGACCCUACCAUGAACCAUGUUGAAACUUUGACAUACACUUUCAUUAAAGUAUAAAUUUGUGGUACUUUGUGAAGCAAUGUUUUUAACAUAUUCUAAAUAUAUGCAUUUUAUAACAUUGAGUUUUUGUACAAAUUUUCUAUGACUCUUAUAAUCACAAAAUUACCAGUACUUGUAGCAAAAUUUUAGUAUACUGUUUCUAUGCCUAUAAGUAAUCAAAUAACAAAGUAUGGUUUUAGUACUGUAUGCAAUGCAUGGUGAAAUAGAAGGUUAAAUGACAUGGCCCUCCAAUAUCUUCCUGUACAUACUCAAUGUUGAAUUGGUAGAAGUUAUCGUAAAUCUGUCAUGUAUGCAAAGUUAUCUUAAUGUAAUACAAUGCACAAAAUUGCAAAUGUUGGAAAUUAUGAAAAUAAGUUUAAAAUUGUUUUCACUUCAUUUUUAUUUUU
This is a messenger RNA of Ostrea edulis (European flat oyster), 4901 nucleotides long. RefSeq names its product transcription factor AP-2-epsilon-like. The transcript has a single exon. The record is from RefSeq and is a predicted model, not a curated record. Gene Ontology annotation, cellular component: nucleus. Bases 1596 to 2936 code for a protein of 446 amino acids. NCBI's taxonomy places the organism in Eukaryota, Metazoa, Mollusca, Bivalvia, Ostreida, Ostreidae. Gene Ontology annotation, molecular function: DNA-binding transcription factor activity, RNA polymerase II-specific; RNA polymerase II transcription regulatory region sequence-specific DNA binding. Gene Ontology annotation, biological process: anatomical structure development; regulation of transcription by RNA polymerase II; regulation of cell population proliferation.